AUGUCCCUUGACCCUGGUGAAGCUGGCUGCUCCUCAGCCCCUGCUCCAGGUAUCAUCACUGCAGCCCCUGAGCAUCACCCCUGCAGCUCCCUGGGAAUCAUCCCUACAGCCCCCUGGGCAUCAUCCCCACAGUCCCCGGGGCAUCACCCCAGCAGCCCUUGGGCAUCACCCCUGCGGUUCCCCGGGCAUCGUUCCUGCAGCCCCCCCAAGGCAUCACCCCAGCGACCCUUGGGCAUCAUCCCCACAGCCCCUGGGCAUGGGCAAUGUCCCAAGGCCACCACUGUCCAGGACCCAGGUUGA
Molecule: messenger RNA, 300 nt
Organism: Chaetura pelagica (chimney swift)
Lineage: Eukaryota; Metazoa; Chordata; Aves; Apodiformes; Apodidae
Product: splicing factor 3A subunit 2-like
Exons: 3
Coding region: 1-300 (99 amino acids)
Source: RefSeq, a predicted model, not a curated record